This is a messenger RNA of Mesorhabditis spiculigera, 939 nucleotides long. NCBI's taxonomy places the organism in Eukaryota, Metazoa, Nematoda, Chromadorea, Rhabditida, Rhabditidae. The record is from the annotation of a GenBank genome assembly.
AUGGACAUUGGGUGCAAACGGCCGGCCACCGACGACCCUAUCGACUACAGUAGGGUGAAACGCGAAAAUUCUGCUGGCACGCCAUCUCCCUCCCCAUCGAGCACGGGGUCCUCGAGCACAGGCGGCCAGAAUCUUACCGUGACCCCGAAGACGGCCACCCCGAAACCAUUUUCGAUUGCCGAUUUGCUGGACAAUGGACAGCACCCUCCGAUGCUCCGAAAUCCGCUUCUCGAUGCGCUGGCAAACCCCCUCUUCCAGGCCAUGCAAUUUCCUCAUUUAGCAGCCAUCCUCCAGCAGGGCCUCCUCCCCAUCAACCCAUUUAUGCCUCAACUCGGCGGGAUCCCUGGGCUACAAAUGGCCGGCGCGAAUCCAGAUCUGGACACGUCCGCCUAUUCCGACACUAAUGAAAAGACGCAAUCCAACGGCGGAGACGGACGGCCAAAUUCGGAGAGCGGAAGUGCCCUGGAGAGCGAUUGCGAUGAGGAUGAGAACGGUGAUCUCCACAUAUCCGAGGAUGACGCGAAAAACGAUGGAGGGGACGCGAAAAAGAAAAAGACCAGGACGGUGUUUAGUCGGCAGCAGGUUUCCCAACUCGAGAUGACGUUCGACAUGAAGCGGUACUUGACCAGCCAAGAGAGGGCACAUCUGGCUGCUACGUUACGGUUGUCUGAGACACAGGUCAAAAUCUGGUUCCAAAAUCGCCGAAACAAGCUAAAGCGCCAGGUGACAACUGAGGACGGCUCUGUGGCCACGGCUGGCCCUGGAACCCCAUUUUCCUUAAGACCCAUCCUCCCACCGGCACCCCCUCAGAGGGUAAUGCCCCCGUUCUCGUUAAGCCCACUCGUCGCCAGCUCGACGGCAAAUCAGGCAAUGGAAAACGCCGCCCGCCUCUUCUUCAACCAGUUCAACUUUGGCGGGAUUCCAAAUUUCAAGGACGUU